Molecule: messenger RNA, 2493 nt
Organism: Uranotaenia lowii
Lineage: Eukaryota; Metazoa; Arthropoda; Insecta; Diptera; Culicidae
Product: electron transfer flavoprotein beta subunit lysine methyltransferase-like
Exons: 5
Coding region: 97-1323 (408 amino acids)
Biological process (GO): peptidyl-lysine trimethylation
Cellular component (GO): mitochondrial matrix
Molecular function (GO): protein-lysine N-methyltransferase activity
Source: RefSeq, a predicted model, not a curated record
AAAUUUCAGACCGUGCUAAUUCGUUUGCCACCAUCCGGUUUGAGGACAAACAUCGUCGUCAGCGGCAGCCAAGAACAGGUGUAAACGUGUGAAAGUAUGUUGCUCAGACGGUUUCUUCGUUUGGCGCCCACGGUAACGAUGCCACCGGGAAACGGCGUCAUAAAUCGCCAACCUUGUUGUUAUCUGCUUGGCACUUCUGGGCGUAUGCGAACAACAAAAUCAGAACAGCGAAAAAAACAAAAACAGCAACAGCAACUGCCGCGGCACCGUUUCCAUCACGAAACAUCAUGUCAAGUUCAACGACGCGGUGCAAAUCACGCUGCCUCUUAUCAGUGCGAGAAAGGAGGCAACGACGACGCCACUACAAGUUUUGCAGCAGCAGAAACCGGCGGCAACAACUGGGAUCGAAUUACGGCGACGCGAAACAGACACAAAAACAACAACAAUCAACAACAAGGAGGCGUUACAGUUACAACAGCAGCAGAAGCACAUGGCGACGAUGCCAACACCCUAAGAGCAGCGGCGGCAACAACUUCGAGUGAAAACAAUUUAAUCAGCAGGGUUACUACUGCGAAUCUAAGAACCACCCAGCAGCAGCAAAACUGCAACAGCACCGCAGUCGAUUUCGCAGAACGAUCCAAGAUAUUGCACAACACCCGGGCAUCGAGGCGCCAUCUGGUGGGCGCCGAAAUGACCCUGCGCCUUAUCACCGACGAGUGCGCCAUCUACCACCAGCCGAUGGGGGAGGAUUUUUGCUUCGCACGUGAACCAUUUUGGGGCUUUUUCUGGCCCGGAGGACAGGCGCUGACCAGAUUCAUACUGGAUAACGCUGCCGACCAUUUCGCCGGACGGCGCGUUCUGGACGUCGGCUGUGGCUGCGGAGCAUCCUCGAUAGCGGCCUGGCUAGCCGGGGCACAACACAUCACCGCCAACGACAUUGACGCAACUGCCCUGCAAGCAACGCUACUCAAUGCGGAAUUCAAUGGCAUUGUUGGGGGAACUUCCAUCGACAGUCGCAGUUUUGAGGUCGAUGGUUCCAACUGGAUUGGACGGUCCUGCGACGAUUACGACGUCCUACUGAUAGGAGAUUUGUUCUACGAUGUGGAGAUUGCCGACAUCUUACUGCCUUGGCUAUCACGUUUGGUUACCCAAGAGGGAAAGCAAGUGUUCAUCGGAGAUCCGGGACGCCAUGGGCUAACGAACACGCUUCGCCAGAACUGUAUGAUUCAAUUAGCAAGUUACGAGCUGCCGCCCAAUGUUUGCCUCGAGAAUAACGGAUUUUCACACGCCGCCGUAUGGAAGUUGACUGGCAAUGUUGUGUAGUCGUUAGAUAAUACGGAAUCAGCCAAGUAUUCGACAUUGAUUGGAAAAAGUAGAUUCAAAGAUUUGUAUUCCAAGCUUUGUUGGAGCCGGUUUAACGUUUUGUAUGUUACUGAGAGUCGUUAGGAUCAAUCGAAUCAAAUUCAUAAGUUCAAGAUAGACGUUAAGAAUUGCUUAAGGAUAGCUUCGAUUUAUGUUCCAUAAGUAGGAGAAAACUGUACAAGGCGCACCAGCGGGGUAAGAUGGCCCAUGUCAUUAUUUCUUAAAUAUACACUAACCUACGGCUUCGAAUGAUGUUUUUCUUCAUUUUUAUUGUAGCAAACAAGCCUUUUCAUCAUUCAAUAGAUGAAAAGUUCACAAAAUCUGCUUUAGUUCUUAGAAACAGAGGAAUUAAUGGAAUCAGCGAGAAACUUGUAAUUUUUCAUAAGUAACAUAUAAGGUUUUAUGGUAAAACAGCCUGCGCAAUCUGACCAAACUACAGCUUAUCGUUUUACCACUCAUGUGCACUUUCGGAAGACUAUAAAUAUUUAGUUGUAUUUUAUUAACUUCCUACAAAUUUUAUCAAAAAUCAAUCAUAUUAAAAUUGGGGCAGAAUGCCCACAAAACCACGUGUUUUACGCACAAAUUUUGAAUGCUUUUAACUUUUGAGAAAAUCCGAAUAUCAAAACAAAAUGCCAUUCUUUUUAUUUGCUGACUCCCAAAUUACGAUAACAAUGCAUAAUUAUUACUAAUUUCAUCCUUGUUCGAGGUAAAACGGUUCACCAACUUUCGAUUCGAAAAAAUUAUCGGCCGCCAUGUUUGCCGCGAUAUUACUAUAUUAGUCAAAAAAAUUUAAUUUCGUUGCCUACUUGAAGGCGUUUUAUAUAUAAGGAUAUUAAAAAGUGUAUUUUGAAAAGCGAAAUUUUCGAUUAGUUUAGCAAUACUAAAUGAUUUUUAGCCAAAGAAUGGUAGUUUACAAACAUACGAUGAACAUGUAAUUAAACAUUUGGUGUUUCAAUAGUUACAUUCCGUAUAAUCAUUGUUCUAUUUCUUACCACCCUUCCUGUUUGGUGCGUUCUGUCCACUAGUUUUGGCAUUCUACCCCGCGGUUUGUUUUCUGGCUGUUUUAGUUUUUUUACAAAAAUAUAAUCAAAAUCGAGUUUUUAUCAUAUUUUUUCUUUUCGAUAAUACGUA